Messenger RNA from Salvia splendens (bonfire salvia), 1054 nucleotides. RefSeq names its product cytochrome b561 domain-containing protein At4g18260. The record is from RefSeq and is a predicted model, not a curated record. The transcript has 4 exons. NCBI's taxonomy places the organism in Eukaryota, Viridiplantae, Streptophyta, Magnoliopsida, Lamiales, Lamiaceae. The coding region runs from base 130 to 960 and encodes 276 amino acids. Gene Ontology annotation, molecular function: heme binding; transmembrane monodehydroascorbate reductase activity.
CAAAACGAAUAUAAAAGAAUCAAUCUAGUCCCAUCUAUUGCCACAACCUUAGAUCAUCCAAAAAGACAGCAUUAAAUUCACCAAACACCUCAAAACCUCCCUUCAAAAUCUUGAAGGAGGAAACAAAAGAUGUCUCCUUUAAGCAGUUUUAGUGUUGCCAUAGCUCUUCUACUUCUUGCACAUUUAUGUGAAUCUUCACCAUACAAAAAUCAAGAUUCCGGCAGCCUCAACGAACACGAUGAAAAUUCUCAGAGGGUGUUUGAUAUUGUAGUUCAUGGAAUCUUGCUGUGGGCAUCAAUGGGAUUCUUGAUCCCUUUGGGAAUAUUGGUGAUUAGAGUUUCCAGUUGCACAAGUGAAUUUCAACCUUCUAGGCACAAAAAAGUGUUCUAUGUUCAUGCACUUUUGCAGGUACUUUCGGUUCUGCUUGUAACCGUUGGAGCAAUUUUAUCAAUCAGAAACUUCGAGAAUGCAUUCAACAACACACAUCAAAGACUAGGGCUGGCUCUUUAUGCUGCUAUUUAUAUGCAACUUAUCCUCGGAUUUAAAAGACCUAAAAGGGGGACUAGAGCUAGAAGUGCAUGGUACUUGUUACAUUGGUUACUAGGUACCAUAACUUGUUUGGUUGGAGUCUUGAAUAUCUACACUGGAUUACAAGCCUACCACAUAAGAACUUCAACAAACACAAGAUUUUACACCAUAAUCUUCACAGCUCAAUUAUCUUUCAUGGUAAUUCUCUAUCUUUUCCAAGACAAAUGGGAUUACAUUUUAAGACAGGGGAUGCCACCUGGCGUUGUUGGUAGUUAUGGAAACAAUGAUAUACCAUUGCCAAUAACACUAUCUCAACAAGUGGAAGAUGAUCAAGUCAAGGAUUCCUUCAAUGAACCAUCUAUGAAGAGUAAUGCAUUGGGCACUCAUUUUUCAAGAACCAAUGUGCUUAAUAAACUAUUUCAACUGACUUGAAUUAUUCUAUCCUUCUAGUAUGUUUUUAGGUUUAAUUGUUAAAUAAUGCACAACAUUUCCAUCAAUUUUUAAUAUAGACAUGAUUUUUGGACCA